Molecule: messenger RNA, 2279 nt
Organism: Bactrocera latifrons
Lineage: Eukaryota; Metazoa; Arthropoda; Insecta; Diptera; Tephritidae
Exons: 2
Coding region: 851-1534 (227 amino acids)
Source: RefSeq, a predicted model, not a curated record
UUUAAGUAUUUUUUGACAUUUUGGUGAGUUUGGCCUUGGCCUAAGACAAUGACAUAAUUGGAUCGUCAAAUUUCUUAACUUUUCAUUCUAUGCAACUUUACUGUAGUGUAUCCUAUACUUUUACAAAAUAAAGCGACAACAACAAAAGAUCAGAAUAACUUUUAUUAACCUUUACUUUACUACUUUUUCACAUUUCAACCUCACUAAACAUAUUUUUUCUCCAAUAAGCUGGCAUCUCUAGUAUUAUUUGGUAUUGUAUAUUUCUGGCAUCUCGUGGCUGACUUGUUGCUCAUAUUUACCGCUAUGUAUUUUGGUAGUAAGUAAAAAGUGGGGAAUCCCCUAUUUGAUUUUGACGCUUUAAGAGAUAUGUUAUUUUAAAGUUUGUUGUGCUAAGUGAACAGUUCGAUAUUAGAAAGUGCAAGAUAUUACAUACAUAGUUAUAUAAUUAAAUUCAAAUGGCUACUACCUCAUCUAAUGUUCGUGUUCGAUCCUAGGGUUUUAUUAAUUGGGUUAAUUGGGUAUUCAUCUCAUCAAAUAAUCGGGAGUAAACUGCCAUCUAAUCAUCAAGUGUUAAAGUCAUUGUUUUACAACAUUCGUGAAGUUUGAUUACCUUUUAGUGAUAUUGCAAAACUCACUCUGACGGAAGUUCUUGUUUUCUGGGAGAAAGCUAGAAUACCUUAUCAAUUACAAAAAAAUGGUGUUCGCAAAGUCGAAAAAUUAUGUAACGAAUGGAGGGCACUUCUGAAGUGUUCAAGAUUGAAGCACAAAACGUCAAGAGGAAAAAUAUCUUGCAUUCACAUCCAAACUGUCCGAUCUUUUUGAUGUAGCAGUGGAAGAUGCCAUUUCAAAAAUGUCAAAUCAGGAAGAUAUUAAAUUUUUGACAUAUCAGAGAAUGAAAGGACGUCCAGGCCGUAUGGAAGGUAUCGAUGUGAAUACAGCUCUAGCUGAAAAAAGAAGAGAAGUAAGAAAAGCAAAAGCAGAAGAGUGGCGAUGGCGACAGAUUUCACCAGUAAGCGCUGAAAAUGUACGAGACAUCUCAUUGUCUUCUGAAUCAGAAGUGGAAGAAAUCACCUCGGACGAAGUAUUUACCGAUGAUGAAAAAGCCAGCAAAGCGGAGACAGCGAGUAAAAAGAGGAAAUACAGUCGUGGUUAUAAAGAAGUAAUGACGGAAAAAUUAUCAAUUUUGCUAGAUAGGUGCAAAAUUUCUGAUAGAAAUGCUGUGCGGAUAAUUUUGGCAACAGCUGAAAGUCUGGGCUGUAAUGUCGAGGAUUUUACACUUAGUAGAAGUGCUUUAAGAAAACGCAGAAUAUCCUUUCGAAGUCAACGGGCCCAGAAAAUCAAGGCGAGGUUUAAAAACUUAGACUUAGAGGGUAUUGUUGUUCAUUGGGAUGGAAAACUUUUACCAAACCUUCUUCAGAAAAAAUGUGCUGAACGGUUGGCAAUCUUGGUAAGCAAAGGAGACUAUGAACAACUACUAGGGGCCUCGGAAUUGGAAAAUUCCACAGGCGCCAGUCCGGCAGAAGCUCAAAAAUAGCUCAGAAUAGUCUACAAGAAUGGGAUAUUGGCGAUAAAAUUGUUGGUAUGUGUUUUGAUACGACGGCUUCCAACACAGGACGAAUGAAAGGCGCAUGCACCUUGUUAGAAAAACAGCUAGGUAAAAGUUUGUUGUACUUAGCCUGCCGCCAUCACAUUUUAGAAGUCGUUUUACGGUCAGUAUUUGAGUACAAAAUGGGAUCAACGACUGCUCCCCAACCUGACAUUUUUAGAAGAUUUCAAAUACAUUGGCCUAACAUAGAUCAGUCUAAAUACAUUGAAGGGGUACAGGAUGAUUCGGUAAAGAAGUCAGUGAAAGAGUUCGAAAAAGAGGUUUCGGAAUUUCUUCUCUUUCAGUUAACUAAAAAACAGCCGAGGGAUGAUUACUUAGGACUUAUUAAGUUAUGUUUAAUAUUUUUAGGAAAAGUCCUUUCUCACGAUGUUUCGUUUAACACUCCUGGUGGUUAUCAUCACGCCCGUUGGAUGGCCAAAGCCAUUUACUCUCUGAAAAUGUUCAUUUGUAGAGAACAGUUUUCUAUGUCCGAAGAGGAGUUCAGUUCACUAAAAGCUAUUUGUUAAUUUAUUGUUAAUGUGUAUGUGUAAAGAUGUGGUGUCAAGCUUCAACGCAAUAAGUGCACCUAGUAAUGAUUUACAAUUUGUUCAGAAUGUAAUUAAGUACAGACGUAUUGAUCAAGGUGUAUCAGAAAAGGUAUUGGGAAAAUAUUUACUUCACCUGUGGUAUCUGA